Molecule: messenger RNA, 3035 nt
Organism: Suillus bovinus
Lineage: Eukaryota; Fungi; Basidiomycota; Agaricomycetes; Boletales; Suillaceae
Exons: 14
Molecular function (GO): protein binding
Source: RefSeq, a predicted model, not a curated record
UACGACAAGGCAUUGGUACCCGUCCAAGUGCUCCCUCGUAAAGUCUCCUGCAUAGUGAAGCCUGAAACCCUCAUGGCAUGUCUGUUUCUCACAGGCGAAGUCGUAUGUGUUUGGUCUGGAGGGGUUUCAAAGAUCAGUUUCCCCACCCAGAGAUUCCCUUCAGAAAUCUCUGUCUACCGGCCCCCGCAAGCAAUCAAGGGUCAGACCAUCAUAAAGCUCAGGAGCUGCGACGAUACCAUCGCCGCCCUCUCAUCGAAUGGGGAAGUAUUCACUUUUACUUCACAACCUAUUGGAGAAAGCGACUCCGCAAAGAGUUCCCCUGCUUUCAAGCCUCAACGCAUAUGGGCCCUAAGACGUCAGUUCAGUGCUGUACAGGAUGUUGACAUUGGGGCCGAUGGAACUGUCAUAAUCUGCACCCAGUCUGGACAUGUUUACGUUCGCUUGCGGAGUGCCAAAGGAGGUCAAGGCCCCGGUGCCAAAGCAUUCAAAUUCCAGCGCAUACCGUACAUCCAGCGUGCUGUUGCUGUCUGUGCAAACAGCACAGGGGCGUUUGGGGUUCUGCGUGUUGACUUUAAUCCACUGCCCAUCAUCGUCACGGCGCGUUCAUUUUCAUGUGACAUUACUAAGAUUCAGCCAUACCUAGGUCCGUCAUCGCAUAGCGAGGACUUAUCGAUUCAAGAUGAUAUCGGGGAUCUCUCGAAGCUGCUUCAGGUUCUAGACCAACGCAAGAACGCGCCAGAUAUCGCCUUGCCCCAUCAUGCCGACGUAGUUGUUGUCACUCCCGGUCCACUGUACCUUCCGGCUCACCGGCUUAUUCUCGCUGUGAGAUGUCCGGUAUUAGGUGACAUGUUGCAUACCGGACGUCCGUUACAUGAUAAAUCUUCAGGAAUUGAGAUCAGUCUUGUCCCAGGAGACACAGUCCACAUUCAAAUAAUCGGAUGUCAUCCUUUCACGGUCCUUAUCCUCCUUCGAUACUUGUACUCGGACCAGCUUCUCGCCAUCUGGGAUUUACGCAUCGGAACCCCCUUUGUGUCCCAAUUUCAAACAUUUUCUGUGAAGCCUGUAGCAAUCAAGGCCGAACUUCAAUCACUCGCACGUAUAUUCAAUCUUCAACUUCUUUUGAAAGCACUUCAAUCGCCAGGGAAGCGGGUCCCCACUCCUUCACAGUCAGAAGACUUUCGCCUGCUCUACCAGAGAACCCAGUUAACUGGGCGUUUACGGCAUAAUACAAAAGAAGACUCCCUUGCGCCCGACGUCGCGCUCCACCUCGCCGACCAGGUCGUCGUUUGGAGUCAUUCAGUGGUUAUGGUCUAUCUAAGCGUCGUGAUAAGGUCGGGUAUCAUCGAUGUUGAUCUCAAGCACUUGGAGUGGGCAGAUGAGAACUUAUUGAAUCUCUUGGUAUACUUCGUGCAAGGAGUAGACGACCUGCUAUCCUUCAUCAUCUCGAUGUUUAUAAUGUGUGGCUAUUUGCUUACUGACGCAACGCACAUCAACGCGACCCAUCUCGUUGAACGCCUGCAAAAAGGUCACAUGCUCGAGGACCUCGACCCUUCCAUUGUGCGGCAGCUUUCUGAGUACAUCCGUAGCGCACAGAUGACGAAGUCCCUGGUCUCUCGUUCUAACUUACUAGCGAACCAAGCGCUGCGGAAGCAUGCCGAAUGGCUUGCUCAACAGGAUAUUCCAGUCAUCUUUGAACCUGUAGACAGGCCACAGGUUCACAGGGAUUCUCUGAAGUCACUGACUGCGGGCUCGAUCAAAACUCGCUCUAUUUCGAGUCUAUCUGUGCAUGCGGCGGCAGAUCCGCGCAAGGCUACUGAUGGCGGGCCGUCAGGAGACGAGCUGUUCGUGAUGGACGAAGUACCCUCGUCAGAUAUCACUCCUAAUCAUCCGGUACCCGUGGCUGCUGAACCGUCUGGACCAGUACCAGUAUGGAAACGGCCCAUCUCCGCUCCCAGGCUGAAAACACCAAAAACAUCUGGUGUUGCGAAUAGAGCAACACGCGUUCGGGAGUCUUUGACACAAGUAGCUACGUUACAGCGUAGGACCGUAGGCUCGCCAAAGCCUGACGCGUCACCGACACCACGUCGAACGCUGUCCGAUCUUGACUCGGGAAAGUCAUCGCUUCCCGAAUUAUCCGCCACCCGGCCAGUUCCUCAAGCCGUACCUUCAUCUUCGAAGCCCCAGCCGAAUGCAUCUUCACUCGGACCCGUCUUUUCCCCCGUUCGACAGGUGCCUUCGACAUCCAGUUCACCAGGUCCCCGACGUGUUUCGAAUACGGGUGCCGCAUGGACACUUCCGCCUGUUCAGCCGGUGGUGCAAUCGAGCGUUACAGAAUCAGCCUCGCUUUCAUUUGCUGAGAUACAACAGUUACAGCUUCUGCAGGGCAUGCCUGCACCAAAGGACAAGCGAUCGCUUGUCGAGAUUCAAGAAGAGGAGCGAGCCAUCCAACUAGAGGCAGACUUUAUGAAAUGGUGGGCGGCGGAAGAGGCGCGUACUCAAGAAGAAGCGCACAGUGCUUCUCAAACGCAAAUUCAACGUGCUACUCCUCCUAGGAGCAAGAAUCGAGGAGGGAAGAAGCAAUCUUACAAUACUCGCUCGAAGACUGGUGAAGCACACCCUGCUCAGGGUUCCAGCCGUUCCAAGGAGGGGGGGAAGUACUCCAUGGUACCGGAAACUGCUGGUGCAAUGCCGCAGGUUGGAGGAUCCAGCCCAAAGAGUCGAAGGAGACAGGACGCUGCUGGGUCGGCGGUCCACGAUUCUAUCCAUGUUCAACGGUCGAAGGGGCGGUGAACUAUGUAACAAGCCUCCAACCAGCGAACUUAUAGCAAUGGUAUGGACUAUGGGGACUGUCGAAAGGAAAGUAUGAGCGCCAAAGCGAUACCCAAUGAUCUGAAGUUACGUAGAAGCACGCGGGCGAAUGCCAGGAACUUUGUACACUGGUACACACUCUGACCUGACUACAUAGAUUCUGUUAAACUGUCCAUAUUGUAAACGGCGUCCUCACGCACAAUAUACAUCUGUUUCAAUGCAGUUCA